GGAGGGUCUUCUUUAAGGCAACUUGAAUAUGGUUGGAUUAUUAUAUCUACCUUUUCUUAUCAUGACCUAUUGUGGUCAUGCUGCUGGAGAUAUCUCAACAGUGAGGGUUCAGCCUGGAGUUUCCACCAGUCUUGAGUGCCACAUUCAGCUAGAGGGCAGCUUUAAUGUAUUUUGGAUCAAAUUUCCACUUAAUAAAGCUCCGGUCUGUAUAGCUACAGUUAAAACCUUUGCGGAUGAUGCAGCAAUGUGUGAACAGUUUGAAAACCAUUCCAGGAUCAAAGUCACAUGGAACAAAAAGAACUUCAAUUUAACAUUUUCAUCAGUGGAACAAGCAGAUGUUGCGAUAUACUUUUGUGGGACAUAUAAUUAUGGACAGCAUUUUUUUGGAAAUGGGAGUGAGCUCAUCCUUGAAGAACAUGUUGAUGAAGUAUCAUCGAACAUAAAUGAAAAAAAGCAAGUGUUUGAAUAUUUAGUUCCAGCAUUAACAGUAACUAAUGUGGCAUCAAUAUUUCUCAUCAUUUGGUUCCUUUUAAAGAAGAACAGAUCAGGUGUAACAGGUGAAUCCAAGGAUGCAAGUGACAAAACAGAUGAAGUAAACUACGGUGCUCUGACUUUUCAUGACAAAAAGAGGAGAACUGUAGAGAAGAGGACACCACGUGGACACCAUGUGGACACCACGGUCAUUUACGGAGCUGUACGACACCAAGAGGAAUUAUAACUCACAGAAGAAAACGUAUCUUAAUACAUAUCUUAAUUCACAUGCAGUACUAUGUGUGCUUUUGUAACGUUCUGUAAAAUCAACCCUCACAUUGUUCUAACUCUGUUAUAUGAAAUCCAAGCCCCACUUAGCAAUGAGAGGAAAAUAAAAACAUUACACUCCCCUGAAAUUAAAUCUGUUUGAUACAGAAUGUGGAAUUUUGUUGAAGAAAUUAAAAUGAGAAUGAGUGUAGGGGAAUUAAGUGUAUGGCACUAUAGUCACAAACUAUUCAUGAAUAGGCCA
This is a messenger RNA of Pygocentrus nattereri (red-bellied piranha), 1000 nucleotides long. RefSeq lists its product as uncharacterized. The transcript has 6 exons. The record is from RefSeq and is a predicted model, not a curated record. NCBI's taxonomy places the organism in Eukaryota, Metazoa, Chordata, Actinopteri, Characiformes, Serrasalmidae. Bases 29 to 718 code for a protein of 229 amino acids. Gene Ontology annotation, biological process: response to bacterium.